AUGCUCAUGAGCGAUGGACUACUUCGGGUAUUUUGGCCGUACGAUCUUCCUCGGUCGUCGUCACCGGGCGUAAUUGUGGGAUGGCGGAACUCGGAGCUCGACUUCUUUGUGCUUGCGGUGUUGGAGGAUGUCGAGCCACGAAAUGUCGACAAUGCUCUUCGCGCCGGCAUCCUCUUCCGCAAUAGCCCACACCCAAUUGUGCGCAUAUUUACGCUCUGUGGGCGCUCGGCCAUGCAUGUGCUGGGGUCGACCAACUCGCAUGACCCGCCGACAACUUUCAAUCCGUCGCAUCUAUACGUCAGUACGCAGUCGUCGUGCAAGGUGCCUCGAAUCUAUUGCCCCCCUGAGACGAAUCUUUCCGUUCAAGUGAUCAUGUUCCACCGACCGCACCCAACUCGAAUGGAGUAUAUGUCGCUAGAUCCGAUUUCCCUCGCUCUGGGUGACAAGGUCUUUACGUCGGAUAAGUCGGACUCGGUAUCGGAUAAGAUCGAUACCGAAGAGGAGGGGGACAGGUCUCGAUCGGGGAAGCUGGUUGAGAAACUCAAGCUGCACACGGUCGUUAAGCAUGUCCCGUCCCACAAGGAACAGGCACUGCCCCUGAUCAUUAACCAGGUCAACUGCGCAUACGAGAUGGGGAAGCUCAUGGAAAAGAACAGUCAUCUAAUAGGAAUCCGCAUCAAGCGCAGCAUGAGUGUUGGUGAGCGGGUCGUUGAGUCUGCAACCACUCUAUGGGAUCUUUUCGUGCUGGGUGUUUCCUAUGUGUUUUGGCAGUGGAUUUGGCCCGUUGUCACGCGGGUCUUCGUCGUCGGUUUGGUCUUCCAUCGCACCGUGGCGGAAGUCGUUCUGCAGGUUCUGGAGUGGCGCGCCCGUCCUGAUGCGGCUGCGCUGAAAGAUAUAUCAGCGACAGCUCAGCAGGUCGACAUUCGGCUUCAGCAGUUCUGCUAUUGGCCCAUUCAGUAUGCCAAAUUGCGACAGAGGAAGGACAAUUGGGAGAGCGUGACGACGAGCCAUCCGGACUACAUCCGCUUUUACAACAGCUUGUGGCUUGUUGCGAACGAUGUGAUUAUUGGAAUUGCACUGGGGUCGUACAUAAUCGACAAUGCCAACUGGGUGGCCUUUCAAAUCAAUUCCAUCCUGACAGGCUGGACGGUUGAGGGUCUGCAACGUACCAUUUCCUGGCUUAUGGACUGGCCGGCUGGUCUCAAAUUGAACAACGAGCUUGCUGCAUUCCUGGGUGAUCUGUUCUUGUGGGUGAUCGAAAACUGGGCCGCCUGCAUUGCGAAUCUACAACCUUAUCUCCCCCAUGUAAUAUACAUCGUCGGGUGUUCUUCUUUUGCAGGAGCCAGCAUGCCCAUUGCGCUAUUUUCCGAUCUCGUCUCCAUCUUGACAGUUCAUAUUUACUCUUUCUACACUGCAUCAGCGCGCAUCUUCAACUGGCAACUCACCAUCAUCAUAUCUCUGUUCCAUCUUUUCCGCGGGAAGAAGCGAAAUGUGCUCCGCAACCGUAUAGAUUCUUGCGACUAUGACCUCGAUCAACUUCUCAUCGGCACUAUCCUGUUUACAGUCCUUUUCUUCCUCUUGCCAACUAUCAUUGUCUUCUAUCUGGCGUUUGCGUCUGCACGAAUGUUGAUUAUCUCAUUGAAGGCGGCUCUUGAUACGUGGUUGGCGUUUUUGAAUCAUUUCCCGCUAUUUGCGCUAAUGCUGCGGGUCAAAGACUCUCGUCGACUACCUGGCGGAAUCCGCUUCGAGCUUCGUCAGGAGUAUGACAAAUCCUCAGGCAAUGGCUCAACCUCAAUUCCUUACAUCCACCUCGAGUCCAUCCCCCUCACUCUCCGCGCCAUGUUCGACCAAUACUUCCAGCUCGGCCACCGACUUCGCAAACACUAUCUCUCCCCGCAGGUCAUCUUCUGCCUCUUCACCGGCCGCUUCGUGCCACCCAUCCACCGCCGGAAUCUAUACAGCAUGCAGUACAGCAUGCUUCCUGCCCGCCGGGCCGGCAUGGCAGAGGUCUGGUCGAUUCUGACACAGCCGCGCAAAACCCAUAGCACGGGUAGCGGGUCUUCGUCAAUGGGCGGGGGGAUCGGCAACGCGGCGAAUGGUCUGCUCAAGGUACCUGGGGGGUUUGGACAGGGUGAUAUGAGACGAAGAGGACAUCGCUGA
Aspergillus melleus is the source of this 2160-nucleotide messenger RNA. It is a transcript of the gene gpi1, whose product is annotated as phosphatidylinositol N-acetylglucosaminyltransferase. The record is from RefSeq and is a predicted model, not a curated record. Gene Ontology annotation, biological process: GPI anchor biosynthetic process. Bases 1 to 2160 code for a protein of 719 amino acids. Lineage: Eukaryota; Fungi; Ascomycota; Eurotiomycetes; Eurotiales; Aspergillaceae. The transcript has 5 exons. Gene Ontology annotation, cellular component: membrane; endoplasmic reticulum.